Molecule: messenger RNA, 1680 nt
Organism: Ochotona curzoniae (black-lipped pika)
Lineage: Eukaryota; Metazoa; Chordata; Mammalia; Lagomorpha; Ochotonidae
Gene: DPT
Product: dermatopontin
Exons: 4
Coding region: 90-698 (202 amino acids)
Biological process (GO): collagen fibril organization
Cellular component (GO): extracellular matrix
Molecular function (GO): extracellular matrix structural constituent
Source: RefSeq, a predicted model, not a curated record
ACAUCUGGAAGCCACAUGUCUGUUGCAGCUGCAUAAAAGUCAGCCCAGCAGACCUAGGGUGAUAUUGUUUUGCCAAGAACCCAGGAGGCAUGGACCUCUCUCUCUUGUGGGCACUUCUGCCCCUGAUCACCACGGCCUGGGGCCAGUAUGGUGACUAUUAUGGAUACCCAUACCAGCAAUACCAAGACUACAGCGAUGAUGGGUGGGUGAAUCUGAAUCGCCAGGGCUUCAGCUACCAAUGUCCACAUGGGCAGGUGGUGGUGGCUGUGAGGAGCAUCUUCAGCAAGAAGGAAGGCUCUGACAGACAGUGGAACUACGCCUGUAUGCCCACACCCCAGAGCCUCGGGGAGCCCACGGAGUGCUGGUGGGAGGAGAUCAACAGAGCUGGCAUGGAAUGGUACCAGACAUGUUCCAACAAUGGCCUGGUGGCAGGAUUCCAGAGCCGCUAUUUCGAGUCAGUGCUGGAUCGUGAGUGGCAAUUCUAUUGCUGUCGCUACAGCAAGAGGUGUCCAUAUUCCUGCUGGCUAACAACAGAAUAUCCAGGCCACUACGGUGAGGACAUGGAUAUGAUUUCCUACAAUUAUGAUUACUACAUACGGGGAGCGACAACCACUUUCUCUGCAGUGGAAAGGGAUCGCCAGUGGAAGUUCAUCAUGUGCCGGAUGACCGAUUAUGACUGCGAGUUUGAAAAUGUGUAGGCAUGCCACAUCUCAAAUCUGGUUGAAGGGAAAGGGUCCAGAAGCCCUGAGGGUGCCCACAUAUGUUCACAUCAAUUGGAUCUCCGGUAGCUGUUUUUGCUGCUCUCUUCUUCCUGAGCUGGUGACUCUGGUGCCAGCUCCCUGGGUCUUUCUGUCUAAUAUCACAUGGGUAAUUAAAUCCACAAUUAAAUCAUGCUUCUCACUUUCAACACAACUCCUAAGCUGCCAUUCUCUAUGACUGACCGAUGGCUUCCUUGCAUACCACAAAUAUAGCAUGGACAUUUACUGCUUGCCUCCUGGAACACCUGCCACAGCCUGGCUUUUAUAACAAAAUGGCUGCACAUUCAAUGGAGGGCAGGGGUAGAGGUCAAGGAAAGAAGUGUGAAGAUUAACCACAGCCACAUCUGUCUAGACACUGUGGCUCCUCCCCAAGAGCAGUUUCUGCCCUCAAGGCAUGCCAGCUUGGUUCAUCUUUGCACAAAUGCCCACAAGCCAAACUACAGAGCUCUGCACUCCAGCAGUGAGGGGACUGGGAUUGGAAAUGGGAUGAUGGAAGUUUGGGGACAGAGGUGAAACAUUUGAGAGAGUAUCGGAACUAGAUGCUAAAUGUUAGCGUAUUCACAAAUGAAAAAGAAUGCAGGGGCCAGGGACACAUGUUAGAGUAAGUCUCAAGUAUGACACAAUCAAACAAAAAUGGAAUUGAGACUUGGAGGGCUUGAGAGUGGCUAAUUUGAGCAGAAAAAAUGGACAAAGGAAUUUGAAUUGCUGGUACCUGGAGACAAGCUCAGGAUACCUGUGAAAGCUGGACUAUGCUCAGUGGCCAUGGAGAGCUACUGCAAGCUCACCUGGAAAGGUUGCCCUGGAUAGGUGCCGAUGUGUGGCUCUGGGGUGUCUUCCAUGGCAGCAGUACCAUCCUGUGGUGUUCUUGUCCCCAUUGCUUUGUACUGUCUUGCUCAUAAAAUGAAUAAAAGUAUUAUCAAUU